Molecule: messenger RNA, 1240 nt
Organism: Myotis myotis
Lineage: Eukaryota; Metazoa; Chordata; Mammalia; Chiroptera; Vespertilionidae
Gene: NTPCR
Product: nucleoside-triphosphatase, cancer-related
Exons: 4
Coding region: 187-771 (194 amino acids)
Molecular function (GO): ribonucleoside triphosphate phosphatase activity
Source: RefSeq, a predicted model, not a curated record
CGAGGUUUUAAAGUCCUCCGGGGUGCCCGUCGAUGGGUUCUACACGCAAGAAGUCAGGCAAGGAGGCAGGAGGAUCGGAUUCGACGUGGUCACGUUGUCCGGCCUGCGGGGACCCCUGUCUAGAGUCGGGCAGGUGCCGGCAGCAGCCCGGGGCCGAGAGUGUGCGUCAUCGACGAGGUGGGGAAGAUGGAGCUCUUCAGCCAGCCCUUCACGCGGGCUGUUCGGCAGACCCUGGCCGCCCCGGGGACCGUGGUCCUGGGCACCAUCCCGGUCCCUAAAGGGAAACCGCUGGCCUUCGUGGAGGAAAUCCGGAGCCGGGCGGACGUGCAGGUGUUCAGUGUCACCAAGGAGAACAGGAACCACCUCUUGCCGGAUAUUGUGAGGAGCGUGAUGGUUGCAGACACGUGGGUGCUUGUGUGGAGGGAUGCAGCGUGGAGCGGCCCCUUGGCGCUAGGUAGGUGUGGGCGGGGUCAGGGGUCAGACCAGGGCUCCACCUUGGCCCAGUCCUUAAACCUUUCUGUGCCUGUUUCCUGCCCCGAAAACGGGAAAUGUGUCGUCACGGGGCGGCUGUGGCCACCGUGGGAGGGACCCCCAUUACCCCCCGCUUGCUCCCCAGGGAGCCCAGGCCAGGCCGGGCUGUCAGAUGGCGGCGGAGAGAGAGGGACAGCCCGCAGCCGGCAUGGAGGAGCCACUGGUCCCCGGAAUUGGAGGCUAGCACUGCCCUGGAGUGGUCGGGGCUGUGGUGUGAUUCAGUUUCGUGCGUUCUGGUGAUUUCUGGUGAAGAUCUAGGGAUUUCUGGGACUUCUUAGCAGUUAGCAUUAGCUACGAACCUGGCCGGCGUCAGUGCCGGGUGUGCAGUGAGGAGCUGUGUACGACUUUUCCACUGUAAGUGUUUCUAAGUACUGCUCUUCCGAAGGGAGGUUCCGGGGGAGUGAUGGGUCCCUCAGGGCGGGAGCCGGCCUGCAGCUCGGCCCUGGGACACAGGGUGGGAAAAGUCCCAGGAUCGGCCCAAAUGCUCCUCCCAGGAAAGGACUCAUUUUAAGAAAUGACAAGUUUCGGCAGAACGCAAAGAACUGGAAACAGCAGUAACUACAAACCCUUUCAUUCCAAAAAUACAGGCGUGUGCAGGUGGCCCGGGACCCGGUGGGGACUCCUUUGGCCUGGGGAGCAAGCGUGUGUCCCGCGAGGACACGGCCCAGCGGCCCUUGGGACACCGCUCUGGCGAGUGGGGCACCGCGUC